This is a messenger RNA of Eriocheir sinensis (Chinese mitten crab), 6276 nucleotides long. Its product is annotated as serine/arginine repetitive matrix protein 2-like. Bases 206 to 4153 code for a protein of 1315 amino acids. The transcript is spliced from 13 exons. Lineage: Eukaryota; Metazoa; Arthropoda; Malacostraca; Decapoda; Varunidae. The record is from RefSeq and is a predicted model, not a curated record. Gene Ontology annotation, molecular function: protein binding.
ACAGACAGACAGACAGAUACACACACAGACAAAAACAUAGAAAACAGAGACGUAUAUGAACACACACACAUAUAUACAAAUAGAGAUACACAAGGGCACACACACACAGACAGACAGACAGGCAGACAGAUACACACACAGACACAAACAUAGAAAGCAGAGAUAAAUAUGACCACAGACAAACAUAUACAAAUACAUAUACACAAUGGCACAAAAAAGACUGACAGAAAAAGACAAGAGCAGAAAAUUAUAUAUAAACGGCAUUAUACUCACACUCCCUCUCUCUUCCCUUCUUCGUCCAGUCCCGCCGAAGAAGAUCCGCAUCCUGAACGAAGAGGGCCUGGAGGUGAGCGGCGUGAUCGGGCCUUACCCCAUGGGCGCCUCCCUCACCCUCGUCUGCCAGGUGGACACAGGCCGCCCUCGUCCCAAGCUGUCGUGGUUCUUUGAGGAGAAGCUACUGGACGACGUGGUGGAGGUGCGUCGCGGCGAGAUCACCAGCAACACCCUGCACCUGCCCUCCCUCACGCGGAACUACCUGUACCGCGUUCUCACCUGCCAGGCUUCUAACUCCAACCUCUCCGUGCCCGUCGCCGCCACCGUCACCCUGGACAUGAGCUUCCCGCCCCUGGACGUGAGGAUCAUGGGCACGCGGGCCAGUCUGUCGGAGGGCGAGAGGUACGCCAUCGUGUGUGAGUCCUCGGGGUCCCGUCCCUCGGCGACCAUCACCUGGUGGAAGAACGGGAUGAUGAUGACGGAUACCAAGAACCAGAUCUUCAACGAGGGUAACGUGAGCCGGUCGACGCUCUACCUGACGCCGAGCCUCGCCGACGAUGACGCCUACGUGUCGUGCCGCGCCAAGAACCCGCUCGUGCCCAACGCCGUGCUCGAGGACUCCAGGAAGCUGAACGUACACUACACGCCUCGGCUCUCCCUGGCGGCGGGACUCAACCUGGAUAUGGACGACAUCAAAGAGGGCGAUGACGUGUAUUUCGAGUGUGGUAUCAAAGCCAACCCUCCGGUGUUCAAAGUGCAGUGGUUUCAUAACUUAAACCGCAACUUGCACGGCGUGGGCAGCUCCAACGCCGUGCAGCUCAGCGUCAAGUUCGCCCCCACGUGCCGGCCGGGCCAGAAAGCUGUGUACGGCGUUGGGAAACAUGAGGAGUUGAACAUCACCUGCAGCGUUGAGGCCCACCCCGAGCCCGCGUCCUUCAGGUGGGCGUUCAACAGCUCAUCGGAGGUAGUGGACAUUCCCUCGACCAAGUUCUGGGUGGUGGGGAACGGCAAGAGCCAAGCCUCGUACACCCCGCGGACUCACCUCGACUACGGGUCCUUGCUGUGCUGGGCUAACAACGAGGUGGGGCGACAGCAGCAGCCUUGUAUCUACCAUAUCAUACACGCUGCCACGCCGGAGCCCGUCAACAACUGCACAGUGGAGAAUGUGAGCUCAACCAGCGCCUCAGUGCGGUGUCAGGCAGGCUGGGACGGCGGGCUUGCGCAAACCUUCACCCUCUCCGUCACUCCCGCCGCCUCAGCCUCAAAACCCGGUACCAGGGAGGACGACGGGAGGAAGGAGGCCGCCCCGAGAGUCCUGGCUAACACCUCCACCGCGCCCAAGCCUGAGUUCUUCCUGACGGGGCUGGAACCGGGGACGAAGUAUGUAUUGACGAUCAUGGGCGUGAACAAGAAGGGUGAGAGUGAACCGAUGCAUUUGGCUAUCUUCACGCUCAAGGAUGUGGCCGAGAAGCGAACAAGCCAAGGCGUGGGCGUCCUGGCCUUCACGCCCAUCCUCGCCGUGCUGCUGGGCGUGGUGGCGUCCCUCUUCCUCAUGGCGCUGGUCAUCGCCCUCGUGGUCAGGUCAAGGCGCCCCAGAGACAACCGCAAGCAGGAGGUCAAGAUGGUGUACGACAAGGGCGCGUCGGCCUCCACGACCACGCCGCUGCGGGGAGCGACGGCGGCCGACGACGACGACGCUUCCCCGACGCCCGGCGCUACGGCGACCGACGACGCCAACCCCGACGUGAUCCCCGUCAACGAUGACCACCAGGUGAAGGAGCUGCAAACCCACACCUAUACGGCUGAGACCAUGCCCAUCACAGACCUUCAAAAGCACCACCAGCAACUGCAGAAGUCACCGCCCACCUCCCCUUCGACAGGCCAGCAUCUCUCAAGCCCGCAGCAGCAGCACCAACAGCAGCAGCAGCACGGGUCAGAGUACCUCCAAGGGCAUGAUGGGUCCUUCUACAUCAACCCUGGGAAUCUGCUGCGCCAGAAGGGCUUGCCGGUGGUGAUGCCGCGCGAGGGACCUGGAGCAGACGCCGCCGGGACGCUCAUCCACCUGGGCCGUCCGCUGGCAGCCUCCUCGCCCGCCGCCCGCGCCGUCCCGCCCACACUGAACAUGGUGAGCAGCAGCAGCAGCGGCACAAACACUCCGGAGGGCGCCGCGACCCCCCUGCUGGAUCAUCCUCGCAAAGCCGCCAGGAGCAGUCUUCGGGACGAGCCCCGCGAGGGCCUCACAAAGGGUCUUCCACUCGAAGGCAUCGCGCAGGAUUCCCCCGCCAGCUCAAGGUUAAGCACCUCGAGGAGCAGUGUCUCAAGCAGCUUCCGGAUGCCCCGCUCAAGGAGCCCCUCAGAGACCUGCAAGAGUGUUUCCGGCAGCUUGAAGUACGACGACCCGCGGAGGAGCCCGUCGAGGACACGCGUCAGCCCCUCGGGAAGCUUCAAGCUGGAGCUUCCAGAGGAAGCGAAACAGGCCCUCAGCGCCCACAGGAGGGAGGGGCCGGGGAGCUUCAAGGGAGAGCUGUCGGUUCGCUCCAAGCUGGAAGUGCCGGAGCCGGUGCGGCGCAACUCCGUCGGCAGUAUCGGGCCAGGCCUGCCGCUGCCGCAGGAGCUGAUCGAGAGCCUGAUAAAAGUUCAGCCAACGAGGCACCGGAGGGAGUCUCUGGAGGUGCCGAGCCUCUCCUACAACAGGGAACGCUCGGACGCCCUCAGGAGAGGAUCAAUCGGCAGCUUCGUGACCUCCACGCCGGAGAAUCUAAGGAAAUCCUCCCUCGGGAGCUGCAAAGUUCACGGCUCACAAAGAAGUCCAUCGGGAAGUCUACGAAGCCCAACCAGAAGCCACAGGAAGGACUCGUCGGGCAGUCAGUCCGGGGAAUCUCCAAGGAGGAGCCCCUCAGACAACUACAAGACCGAUUCCGGGACCUGCAAACUUCACACACCAAAGCGAAGCCCCUCCGAGGGAUUCCAGAGAGAAGCGUCGGGAAGCCUCAAGGAUCCUCCGGCCAAAAGCUCCUCCAGCAGCUUCCAGAGGGAGAUGACGCGCAGCCUGAAGUCCGACCCGUGCACAAAAGUCGCAGAAUUGAUCACACGAGAACUUUCGAGGAGCCUCAGAGUGGAUGCUUCAAGGAAGAGUCCUUCGGGCGGAUCCAUGAGGGAGUCUCCGGGAGCUGGCUUCAAGGCAGAGAGCUCAAGGAGGAGCCCCUCCGGGAGUUACAAAAGUCCCUCCGGCAGCUUCAAGGGUCUGGAAGAGAACCUGCACCUACGGAGGAAGAGUUGCUCAGGCGGCUUCGUCUUGGAUCCCCCGAAGAGGGAGUCCCUGGGAUUCAACCUGGACGCUCCAAGGAAGGGGUCGACGGGGAGCUGCAAGCUGGAAACCCCGAAGGUAAGUCCCUCGGGCAGCGGGACAAGGGAGUCCCCGGGGAGCCGCAUGCUGGACACGUCCCGGUGCUCCAGGAAAGGCUCCUGGGCCAGCCCCACCGGAGGAUCCCCCAACCGCCAGAGAAAGAAGUCACUGUAUGCCUUCCCCACUCAAGAGCAAGCAGGAGCCCUCAUGCUGGCCUCGCCCAGCAACCUCACCGUGGAUCAGCCGUGGAUGCCCCGGAAAGGCUCAUUGGGCAGCCUCACGGGGCCGCGGCACGGAUCCCUAGAAAGUCUCCUGUCGGCAGCCGAGCUGGGAGAAGUGGUGCAGGUAUCCCAGGGGAGCGGCGAGACGGACGUGCUGGGCAACUUCAAGAUCGACUCCUCCAAGGACGGCCACCUGGUGGUGACUCAGAUGGCGGGGUCACCCUCGUCUCAACCAGGUUCUAGCCGACCCGAUAGGCUGCGCAUCGUGUGUCCCCUCGACACCAAGAUCAGGAUAGAACUCAAGAUGGACUAAGCAGCGACGGUCUGUGCGUGCGGCCAGCGAACCUGAAGCCUGGUGAGGCGUGUGUGUGUUGUGUGUGUUCGUGUGUGUGUGUUGCAAUGUUGGGAGUGCUCCGAACAAUGGGACAAAGACCAAGAAAGACUGUUUGCCCAUCAGAGGGGAUACUAAGUUAUCGUGAAGAAUGACCCAGCGAACAUGAGGCGUAAACAUUGACACCCAAGAGGCGAGUGUGUUGCAAAGAUGAUGAUGAUGGGUGUGUGGGUGAGAGACAAGAACUGCGAAACAAACACACACACAAACACGCACACCGAGGGAGAGAGAGAGAGAGAGAGAGAGAGAGAGAGAGAGAGAGAGAGAGAGAGAGAGAGAGAGAGAGAGAGAGAGAGAGAGAGAGAGAGAGAGAGAGAGAGAGAGAGAGAAAACAGGGUCAUAUACUCCCUACACCAAUACUCGUGAUCUCUCCCUCCGCCAGUAAGACCCUCCCUCCCUCCCUCCUCCUUGAAGUGGUGUCGUUGAUGUGGAUCGAUGUAUUAAUGGGCUCUGCUGUCGGGCGGGCGCGGACAUCCCCUUGACGCCAGUAUGUAUAUGUAUAUGUAACACACGAGCUGUUUCAUUUAUGUUUUACGAGUCAUGUUUUAUAUAAUACAUUUUUGGACGUGAAUACUGGAUGAACGGAAGAGACUGAGUGAGAGAGAGAGUGAGAGAGAGAGAACGUACCCUCACCCAUAUUACUUAAGUGUGACGAGUAAGUGACGUGGUAAUCCUUGUUUAAUGGACACGGCAAAGCACACAAGUCGUAAACGUGUAUGAGUGGGGUUAAGCCUUUUUUAUAUGAUGUGUCAGUCACUUACAGGGAUUGCUUCUUCGUUCUUUGAGUGGCAUUAUGAUGAUUAUUAUUGUUAGCAUUACCAGUGUAGCUUUUUGUACAGGUAUGUUUCACGAUGCUUUUGUGUAGUGUUGGGGAGGUGAGGAAUACAAAGAAACAGAGGAAGAGGAGGAAAAGAAUGGAGGAGGAGGGAAAAUGAGAAUAGAAUGAAAUAUAGUAAGAGAAAACUGGUGAAUGGGAAUAGAAACAAAUGGAAUAAGAGGGAACUGAUGAAUGGAUAGUUAUAGAAAAAACAUAUUGUAAGAGAGAGAAAUGAUGUUUGGGAAUAUAAAUAAACACAAAAUGAGAGAACUAAUGAAUGAGAAUCGAAAUAAAUACAAUACAUAGAACUGAUGAAAGGGAAUAGAAAUAAAUAAAAUAAGAGGGAACUGAUGAAUGGAUAAAUAUAGAAAGACAUAUUGUAAGAGAGAGAAAUGAUGUUUGGGAAUAUAAAUAAACACAAAAUGAGAGAACUAAUGAAUGAGAAUCGAAAUAAAUAAAAUAAAGAGAACUAAUGAAAAGGAAUAGAAGGAAAUACAAUAAGAGGGAACUGAUGAAUGGAAAUAGAAGGAAAUACAAUGAGAGAAAUGAUGAAGGGAAAUAGAAAGAAAGAAAAUAUGAGGGAAUUUAUGAAUGCGAAUAAAAGGGAAGGCAGUGAGAGAGAAAGGUUGAAUGGCAAUAGACAGACAUAGAAUAAGAGAUAAUUGAUGAAUGGGAACAGAAAGAAAUACGAUAAAAGAGAACGGAGACAUCUUAACAGUCCUUCAGCUUAUUUUUAUACUUCUCUUAACACCAAUCACCACCACCACCACCACCACUUUUAUCCACACCAAAAAGACCACCACCACCACUACUACCACCACCACCACCACCACCACCGCCGCCGCCGCCACUGACAGCGCUGCCUCUCCCAAGCGAUAUCCUCCUCCAAGAGCAAUUACCGAACCGAUGAAGCAGAAAACCCAGGAAAUAAGAAUCGCACAAGAAAAAGACUCACGCAUCGCCGAGGAAUGGAGAAAAUAAAAUGCCGGUUGAAAGAAAACGGGGAGCGCAACUUUUGAAAAUAAUACAAUAGAUCGUGCCAAAUAAAACUAUACAAAAAUCAUGAUAAUGGCUAUAGCAAAAAAAAGUAAGUAUGUGAAAAUGAUUUAUGUGAUAGUGAUAAUGAUAGUAAAACGUAAUGGUAACAGGGAGGAUAAUUAACUAAGAAGAAAUAAAUAAAGAAAACAAGAAAAAGAACAACAUCAAGAACAAGAAGAUUAGAAGAUAU